UCGGAGAACCACCAUGGCUUUGCUGUCGGAGGCACUGGAUGAGCUGCCCGCUGCGUGCUUGUCGCCGGGCGGGCCGCCCAACCCAACCGAGCUGUACAGCGAAGCGCAGCGCCUGGCGCUCGAGGAGCUGGUGGCAGGCGGCGCGGACGCCUUCGCAGCCUUUCUGCGACGUGAGCGCCUUGGCCGCUUCUUGAACCCCGAUGAAGUGCGCACCAUUCUGCGGACUGCCGAGCGGCCCCGCGAGGAGGGCGCGGGAGCAGAGGCCGAGGACUCUUUCGUCUCCUCACAGGACUGCUCAUCCGGCACCUACUUCCCCGAACAGUCGGAUCUGGAGCCGCCGCUACUGGAGCUUGGCUGGCCGGCCUUCUACCAGGGCGCCUACCGCGGUGCCACGCGCGUCGAGGCGCACUUCCAGCCCCGCGGCGCAGGCACUGGGGGCCCCUAUGGCUGCAAGGACGCGCUACGCCAGCAGAUCCGUUCAGCGCGAGAGGUGAUCGCGGUGGUGAUGGACGUGUUCACAGACAUCGACAUCUUCAGAGACCUGCAGGAGAUGUGUCGGAAACAUGGAGUUGCUGUGUACCUCCUGCUGGACCAGGCUCUGCUCUCCCAGUUUUUGGACAUGUGCAUGGAUCUGAAGGUUCACCCUGAGCAGGAAAAGCUGAUGACAGUGCGGACAAUCACAGGGAAUAUCUACUACGCGAGGUCAGGAACUAAAAUCGUUGGGAAGGUUCAUGAAAAGUUCACGUUGAUUGAUGGCAUUCGUGUGGCUACGGGCUCCUACAGUUUUACAUGGACAGAUGGCAAAUUAAAUAGCAGUAACUUGGUCAUUCUGUCCGGCCAAGUGGUGGAACACUUUGACCUGGAGUUCCGCAUCCUGUAUGCGCAAUCAAAGCCCAUCAGCUCCAAACUCCUGUCUGGCUUCCGAAUCAGCGGCAAGUUCGACCAUUUAGUUGACCAGCAGCCGCUAUCCAAGGGGCUCACGCUGGGCAACCUGCUGCGGCAGCGGCUGGCCAGGCUCUCAAGCACCCCCAGGAGGGCCGAGCUGGAGUGUGGGGCGCCCACCAAGAGCAGGGCAGAGGGGGGGCGCCAUGACUCUGAGUCCUCCACCAUCGAUGAGGAGGACUACCUGAACAGCCAUCGAGACGCAGCAGAGGGUGGGACUGCGGCUGAUGCUGCCACUCAGACGGAGCCCGGGGAGGAGGUGCCGGCAGUGCGCAUGAGUGACUCCGGAACACAGACCAGCACCACCAUAACCAGUGCGGGGACCCAAACCACUGUGGCCACCCGGGCAGCGAGCUCCCAAACCGUGACUCGGUUCGUGUCGGUCACCACCCAGACUGAUGUGGACGAGAAUGUUCUCUUUCCUCAGGGAACCCAAUCUAAAGAAGGGUCACCUGUCUCUAAGAUGUCUGUCUCGAGAUCUUCCAGUUUGAAGUCUUACUCCUCGCUGUCUUCCCAAGGCUCCGUGGCAAGCUCCAUCGGCUCCCAUUCUUCCAUCCGAGCCACCGACCUCGUCCUUCCUGGCCAUUACAAGUACUGGGGCUCCCCCCACUUCGACUCCCUUAGAAACUUGAAUAAAGAGCGGCAGUUUCACUUUUCUGGCAUCAGGUCCCGGCUCCACCACAUGCUGGCUAUGCUCUCACGGAGAACAGUUCUCACCGAGAACUAUCUUGGCUUUAAUUCUGGACAUUUUACCAGAGCACCAGUUAAUUUGCUGACCAUCAGAGAUAUUGCACUAUACCCUUCCUAUCAGUGACUGCCGCGGCAGAUGCAUCCAAGCACACUGCUUUACCAGAUGUCUCCCGUCCCUGGUUUUCCUUCCCUUGACCUGUCACCCUGCUUUUCUCUGAAUUCUCUAAACUGUUUCUUAUUUUCCAUGCUUUUAAUCUUAUUUUUGUCAUGCAUAAACCAGCUAUUGGUUUUAAGGUUUGAACACUGUGGGUAUGGUUUCUUUGCACAAUUUUAAUACUGAUGUCUCUUAAAGAGAAUGUUUGGGGGUUCUCAGGUAAGAGAUAAAAAUAUGUUUUACAUUUUUCUGGAUUUGUGUAUUACUCUGUUUUACUGCUUUGAAUCACUAAUUUUUAUGAUUAAAAUUCUGUUUAAACUUAAUUGUCUCUUCUUAGGA
Artibeus jamaicensis (Jamaican fruit-eating bat) is the source of this 2125-nucleotide messenger RNA. It is a transcript of the gene SACK1D, whose product is annotated as family with sequence similarity 83 member D. The coding region runs from base 14 to 1756 and encodes 580 amino acids. The transcript has 4 exons. Gene Ontology annotation, biological process: regulation of ERK1 and ERK2 cascade; regulation of TOR signaling; protein localization to mitotic spindle. The record is from RefSeq and is a predicted model, not a curated record. Gene Ontology annotation, cellular component: mitotic spindle pole; cytosol. NCBI's taxonomy places the organism in Eukaryota, Metazoa, Chordata, Mammalia, Chiroptera, Phyllostomidae.